AUGGCAUACCGAGUCCCCCAACACAGAUUGACAUCAACUCCUCAAACACAACAACCCAAAGAUCGACCGUCCCUCUCCGGCAGUGCCUUUGGCCAAUCUGCUACCGCCGGCUCUGAAGAAUGGGUCGUCUUCUCUCCAACCUCCGAUGCUCAGACCGUCAAGACUCCGACGUCUGGUAGAGUCAGUCGGAUCAGCGAUCUAGGCUCGUUACAAUACGAUAGCUAUGAUGAUGAAUUGGAGGACGAGGAAGAAUCGCAGGCCGAUGGCAUGGGCGAUGAGGAAGAGGAGGACGAGGAGGAGGAAGAUGAUGACGAGGACUAUGACGAAGAUAUAGACCUGCACGGCUUUCAGAAUCCGUACCAUCAGGGACCGGUUAUGCUACCGCAACAUGAUGGAUUAGGGACUUUCCCAUCGGCCGUCAGCAGGCAGGGUUCGCUCGAAAAAUAUGAACCGGAACCGGCUAUACUACCGUCGCGUAAUUCGUUCACCAAUGCCAGAAUACAGGCGUGGAGAAUGGAGCAAUCGAGGAUCCUACUGGACGAAAUCGAACGAGCGACGAAAGGCAGGCUAGGUUUGAGGCAAACCGAGGCCGAACGAUUGGAAGAGGAUAUGGCUACAAUGAGUGACGUUGGUUUGGAAGAAGCGAACGAGAGGGCAUUGGCCGACGAUGCUGUGGACAAUGCGACCUUCUGGGAAAGAAUCAGGAGAAAGUUGGUCCAAGACAUAAUGGGAUUGGAUGACAUGGUCCUUCAGAUAAUCUUCGGGGAAGCUCUCCCUGCGGAAUUCGAGAAGAGCAUAUCGGGUGCAUCCACACCCACUGCAACUGAGGGAACUGGGUUGAAGCGGAUGGAUGCUAUGUGGGAAGAGAGGCUCUUCGAGAGAUUGGCACGUGAGCUGGGCGUUUUGGCACAAUAUUAUACUCCAGACGUCGCGAAGGCUGCGUUCUCAACGUAUGUCACUGGGGGCGCCCAGGAUUCCACGGGAGUACCUUCUAUAGCUGCCAAACCCAGAAGCAUCGGGCCCGGAACACCACUCUAUGCCCUAUACCCUUCCCUCAGGUCGUCGACUUCCUUCUCGACGCUUGACCCCCUAUCAUCAACCCGUCAAUUCCGUCCCACGAUUGACGGCGAAGAUGACACCGAUAGUCAUGCCGCUAACUGGGGCAUUGAAGACCGGCCGCUGACUUCGUCUCUGCAUUCGGCAUCGUCCGAGGCCCGUGUUGACGCUGAAAUUGUCCGAGAGUACUGGGAGAAGGAACUAAAUGUACGCAUGCUCUUCUCCUACCUUAAAUCCAAGCUUGCCACCGCACCAACGGCCAUCCAAGCAUCUCCUGCUACUGCCCCCACAACGCGCCGCCCUUCGGCUUCGUCCACUGCCACCGCUAGGACGGUACCUGCCAUCAACUAUAGGUACUCCUCCGCCAGCUUGAAUCAACCUUUACACCAACAACAUCCACUGAUUUCGCAUGCCCAGACCGUGAAUAAUACUACGAAGGCGAAGAGAAUCUCGCCGAUUGCAUCGUUGACUUCGGUUUUGGGUGUCGGUAUGGGAGGGUUCCGAUCGGGGAGUAGCUGUGCAUCGCAGUCAACGACUAAGAAGUCCGGACCGAAAGUGGCAUCUAAGGGAACCGUUUCGUCCAAGCAUUUCUGGGACGUCGGCUCUACGGUUGGAAGCAGCAGAAGCUCGUGUGUGGGUGGACCCGUUUGGGCAGACGUAUAG
This is a messenger RNA of Orbilia oligospora ATCC 24927, 1719 nucleotides long. RefSeq lists its product as uncharacterized. NCBI's taxonomy places the organism in Eukaryota, Fungi, Ascomycota, Orbiliomycetes, Orbiliales, Orbiliaceae. The transcript has a single exon. The record is from RefSeq and is a predicted model, not a curated record. Bases 1 to 1719 code for a protein of 572 amino acids.